Messenger RNA from Cyanistes caeruleus (blue tit), 1489 nucleotides. The record is from RefSeq and is a predicted model, not a curated record. Lineage: Eukaryota; Metazoa; Chordata; Aves; Passeriformes; Paridae.
AUGAAAAGUUUCACCUCAACACGAGGAAGAACUUUUUUUACACUGAAAGUGGCAGCUGCCUGGGGAGGUCGUGGAGUUUCCCUCUCUAGAGACAUUCAAAACCCACCAGGACAUGCCCCUGAGUCACCUGCACCAGCUGACCCUGCCAUGGCAGAUUGUCUCCAGAGGUUCCUCCCAACCCUAAGGACUCUGCGAUUUCCUGAAGGUGUUUCUCCUCACUCCAGAGACCACCUCUACACGGGGCUCACCUGGAGCACACGCACCUGGCGCCUGGACAGCACGAUGAGAAACAAUUACCGACCUUGUUCAGCUCCAGCCUCUUGGACGGCGGAGUGCCAGGAGCAGGUGAACAAGUUCCCCUCCGCUAGUUUCAAGAAAUUCGCCAGCGAGAAGGAUGCCUGGACCUUCGUGCGCGCCGGCCUCCUGGGGCCGCAGCAAUCCGAGCCCGCAGAAACAUUUGGACUUCCAGUUGUAACACAAGAAAGCAGCCAGAGAGAGGAACCAGAAUUAAAUACCGUUUGUUGCAGUACAUGUAAAAGGCCAUAUGAACAGUCUACAAAUGAAGAGCAGAUUGCAAAGCGUGUAAAACAUGAUGAAGUACACUCAGUGUGCCCAGCACUGACAGUCAAAGAAGAUAAGCUUUCAUAUAUGGGUGACUUUGCAGUUGUUUAUACAGAUGGUUGUUGCACUGGUAAUGGACGUAACAGAGCACGUGCUGGAAUAGGUGUCUACUGGGGACCAGGCCACCCUUUAAAUACCAGUGAAAGACUUCCUGGACGGCAGACUAAUCAAAGAGCAGAAAUCCAUGCAGCCUGCAAAGCAAUAGAGCAAGCCAAGAGUCAAAACAUCAAGAAGUUAAUAAUCUACACUGAUAGCAAAUUUACAAUUAAUGGUAUUACGAGCUGGGUUGACAACUGGAAAACAAAUGGUUGGAGAACAAGUUCAGGAGGAAGUGUAAUAAAUAAAGAAGAUUUUGAAAGACUUGAUAAUCUAGCAAAAGACAUAGAAAUUCAGUGGAUGCAUAUUCCUGGUCAUGCUGGCUUCCAAGGAAAUGAAGAAGCUGAUAGACUAGCAAGAGAAGGAGCUCGUAAGCAAAAGUGCUGAUGUUCUGGGACUAGAGGCUUUUGCCUAGUCAGGAAGGAAGGAAGAGGCCUAACAUGACAGCAACAACUUGAACUGCUGUAAUUAUUUUGGAGUUAAACUUCGAGCUGUAUUUCUUUCUGGCCUGGAGCACUAAAUACAAGCCUACUUCUGGGAAAGAAAACCCCACAUUUUCUUCUAUUGCAUUUGUUUUACAAUUGAGACAAUAUUUAGUUGAUGAUACUGAGUAUUUGUUUUUUUCUCCAUCUAUUGGAAGGGUUGUGGUCAGUGAUUUUAGCUGUCCUGUAUACUUAAGAAUUCAUCUUAAAGACAGGCUUCUGAAGAAGUAAUUUUAAAUCAAAGUGUUCUGUAUUUUCCUCUCAGUGAAAUAAAUUAUUUUUCUUUUGUA